Messenger RNA from Sciurus carolinensis (gray squirrel), 2600 nucleotides. RefSeq names its product C-X3-C motif chemokine ligand 1 (gene Cx3cl1). The record is from RefSeq and is a predicted model, not a curated record. Gene Ontology annotation, biological process: cellular response to type II interferon; cellular response to interleukin-1; G protein-coupled receptor signaling pathway. Gene Ontology annotation, molecular function: CCR chemokine receptor binding; chemokine activity. Lineage: Eukaryota; Metazoa; Chordata; Mammalia; Rodentia; Sciuridae. Bases 278 to 1477 code for a protein of 399 amino acids. The transcript is spliced from 3 exons. Gene Ontology annotation, cellular component: extracellular region.
CUGGCGGCCUGCUCCAGUCUCCCGGUGGCGAGGACAGCGAGCCGCUGGACCCCUGCCGCGCGCCGCCGCCGCCGGUUCCCUGGCAACCUCCCGCGGAAUCCAGCCCAGGCUCCUUCCUCUCCCUCCCACCCGCCGCCAGGGGCUGGAGGAGGAGGCAGCCGAGCCCCAUUAUAAAAAGCGGCAGAGCUCCGGCGGCGGCGAAGGGACACACUGAGCUCCCACGCGGGGACCCAGCCGCCUGCCCUGACCCGGGCCCGGACCCUCGCCCGCCUCUGCCAUGGCUCCGUCGCCUCUCUCCUGGCUGCUGCGCUUGGCCACGCUCUGCCAUCUGACCCUCCUGCUGGCCGGACAGCACCUCGGCGUGAUGAAGUGUGACGUCCCCUGCACCAAGAUGACCUCGAGGAUCCCCGUGGCUCUGCUCAUCCACUAUCGGCAGAACCAGGAGUCCUGCCCCAAGCGCGCUAUCGUCUUGGAGACCAGACAGCACAAACUCUUCUGUGCCGACCCAAAGGAGAAAUGGGUCCAAGAAGCCAUGGAGCAUCUAAACCGCAGGGCUGCUGCUCAGACUCAAAAUGGCGGCACCUUUGAGAAGCAAAUUGGCCCAGUGAAGCCGGCAACCACCCUGGCCAGCACCGGGGGACAGUCCCAUCCUGCAUUGUCUGAGCCCAAAACCACAGGGGGAAGCAGUAGUUUGGAGAUGACUGCUUCUUCCCAGGAGGCCCAGAGGCCCUUGGGGACUUCCCCAGAGCUGCCAGUGGGAAUGACUGAAUCCUCAGGGACCAGGUCACCCCCCCCUUUGAGGGCUCAGGAGGGAGAGCUUCCUGUUGGGCCUGAGAUCACGGAGCUGCUCAACGCAGCUGUGGCCGCCACUGUUGCUUGGCAGAGCAAACCUGGGCCCGACGGAAAGGCCACUGAGGCCCCCUCCACCCAGGUCCUCUCCACGGAGCCCCCCUCGACUCAGACCCCCAGCAUUUCAUACCUAGCCCCAGAGGAGGACCUUGGGUCUGAAGGCCAGCCCACGCCGGCCAAGGGACAGAGCCCUGGUAGUCCAGAGACCGCUCUAGGGCCUGAGGAGACGGGUCCUGUUCCAGCUCACACGGAUACCUUCCAGGACUGGGGUCCUGGCAGCACGGCCCAAGCUUCUGUGGUCCCUGUCUCCUCUGAAGGGACCCCCAGUCGAGAACCAGUGGCUUCAGGCAGCUGGGCCCCCAAAGCCGAGGAGCCCAUCCAUGCCACCAUGGAUCCUCAGAGGCUGACCGUCCUUAUUACUUCUGUCCCUGACACCCAGGCAGCCACCCGGAGGCAGGCAGUGGGGCUGCUGGCCUUCCUCGGCCUCCUCUUCUGCCUGGGGGUGGCCAUGUUCGCCUACCAAAGCCUCCAGGGCUGCCCCCGAAAGGUGGCGGGAGAGAUGGUGGAAGGCCUUCGCUAUGUCCCCCGGAGCUGUGGCAGUAACUCAUACGUCCUAGUGCCAGUGUGAGCUGGCCACCUGCCUGUGUCCAGGCAUUUGAUUCAGACAGCUGCCUGGGGACCCCCAUCCUCAUACCCACCCUCACCCACGGGCCUGGCCUGAGCGGGGAUGAUGGCGACGGGGAGGCGGGGUCUCCUGGUGCGGCCUGCUCCAGGCCCCCAGCGUAGCCCUGGGGGGCCCGCCCUGACCCUUCCCAACCUAUGAGGGACAGAGGGGCGGUCUCCAACUCACCGCAACCGAGAACUCUCCUCUGCUGCUGGCUGGUCAGAGGUUCCCUUUGACACCGUCCCUGCCCCAGCGAACAGUUAUUUAUUGAACACCCGGCCCCCUCUGACCCUCCCUGUGAGGACUGCACACCUCAAGUGACAGGCCAGGCCCUGUCCCUCCCCAGACCUCUUGUGUCUCUUGGUCCUGCACUUGCCAGUCACCCCGGCCAGCUGCGGUGCUAUCUCCCCCUGUCCCUUGUACAGAGCCCGCCCCCACCGGGCUGCGUCUGUCUUGCAUGAGGCUAGUGUGGAGUUUCCCGGGCCUGCUCUGGGAGAAGCCGCUGGCAUGGCGGGGAGGGCAGAUGCCGUUAUUUAGUGGCGUGGAUGUCUUUCCUCCUGGGUCUCUGCUGUGCAGUGGCUGGGGUCCUGGCCCCAGCCCCACCCACUCACCCACCCACCUGCAAAAGGAAAGGGCUGGCAGACACUUGGCCUUGAACUGUACUGCUGACCCCUGACCUCUCGCGAGGCCCUCUCCCCAGCCCCUCCAUGCUGCCUGAGCCUCGUCCACAGAGCACCUAGGUCAGUCCCUGCCACUCCUGCCACCUGGGGGACCUGCAAAGGGCAGCUUGAUAGUUCAGGUCCUGCGCUGGGGGUCCCCAAGUGGGCUGGGCUGGGGGACCAGCAGGAGCAGAGGAAGGCCCUCCUCUCCCUGGCCAGGCUCUGCCCUGCCAGGAGGACCAGUGGGGGCGGGUAAUUGUCAACCCCCGCCUCACCCAGGAGGGCAGAGGCAGCCCACGAAGGAGCAGGGAAGUCGCUGGAGCACCUUCUCUGGGUGACUUGAGGGGCCAGGGCAGGGGGGCUCCCUGGGGUCCCGCCACCUCCCCCUGAAAGCCCCCGCCUCUGCAAGUUCUCCCUGGCCUUCGCAG